AUGGCUACGACUUUCCACCCUUUCCCUUUCCUCCCCUGGGAGCUGCGUGCUCGCAUUUGGGAACUGACGGUUGAGCCUCGGACAGUCGACGUCCACGCAAAAAGAUACUACCUUGAAACGAAGGAAAACAUAGAGACGGCUCCUUCUGGCCAGCAAGCAUACGCGCGGCUGGUCUCGACCACGCCCGUGCCAGCAACACUACAAACUUGCCGCGAGUCGCGCAAUCUCGGACUGUAUCAAAAGGGCCUUUCUGAGGUUGAAGUUGUUCCGGAGGGCGGCGAGAGGCGUUACGUCUGGCUGAAUUUUGACAUUGACACGAUUGACUAUGGACGGGAUGACCUUUACAACUAUCGUUGGGCAGCGCAGCCUGUAAAGCGGCUCAAGUACAGUAGCCGAAAGUUCCACUACUGCGAUGUUCGUUCAUUCAACUUUUUUGAGAACUUGAUAGAGGCUCACAUAGAUUGCUUCGACGAAGAAGGCCUGGGGGAGUGGUACCACAUCUUUGGACCCUUCGUGCUCACCUGCGAUCGCAGAAACAUACACUUGAUCCAAUCGGAAAAUAAUCGCACAACUACUGCUCAGGAACUGGAAGAGGAAAUCCAACGUCGGGAAGAGGAGGAUUUUGCAGAGUUUGCAAACCUUGAUCCGGUUCCAGUUUCUGAGAUGCUUGCCGGACUUGACGUUAACUCAUUGAUGCCCACCCUCCUGCAUGUCGCCGACAUUGUUCGGAACAUGGAAGGCAACAAUUGA
Molecule: messenger RNA, 750 nt
Organism: Neurospora tetrasperma FGSC 2508
Lineage: Eukaryota; Fungi; Ascomycota; Sordariomycetes; Sordariales; Sordariaceae
Exons: 1
Coding region: 1-750 (249 amino acids)
Source: RefSeq, a predicted model, not a curated record